CUCAGUGAUCCAUUGGCAUUCGCCUCUCAGACGUCGCCAGAAAGCGUUGAAAGCUCCGGAACCGAAACUGAAUUCGAGGCCCAGCGAUCGCCUUUGAUUAAUAACUGAUAAAUUGCCAGCGAUUCGCGGGCUGUGCUCCAUUGGCAGCCGAAAGAUUACAGUACAAGACCGCAGAAGAUGAGCCUGCAGUCGAUCAAAUACACGCGGGGCAGCCUGGAGAUCCUGGACCAGCUGCUGCUGCCCGGCCAGUCCAAGUACCUGGUGGUGCGGGGCGUGGAGGAUGGCUGGAAGGUCAUCAACAAGAUGCAGGUUCGUGGUGCUCCCGCCAUCGCCAUCGUGGGCUGCCUCUCCCUGGCCGUGGAACUCAACCCGGAGGAGUUUGCCAGCAAGAAGUCGCUGCGCCAGGAGAUCGAGGGCAAGCUGAACUACCUCGUCUCCUCCCGGCCCACGGCAGUCAACAUGAAGAUCGCCGCCGACGAGCUGAUCAGCCUGGCCAACGACCUUUACAACGACGAGUCCGUUGACGUGGCCGAAAUGAAGCAAAGAUUCCUGAGUGCCACCGAGGCCAUGCUGAAGAAGGACAUCGCCGACAACAGGGCCAUUGGAGCACACGGCGCCAGGGCGAUUCUGCAGGGCGUUGCAGAGGGAAGUGGAGCUCCGGCGGGAUCCUCGGGAUCCGUCCGUGUGCUCACCCACUGCAACACGGGCUCCUUGGCCACCGCCGGAUACGGAACUGCACUGGGCGUGGUCCGGCAGCUGGCCGAGCUGGGAAAGCUGGAGCACGUUUACUGCACAGAGACCCGUCCAUACAACCAGGGAGCACGCCUCACGGCCUACGAACUGGUCCACGAGAAAUUCCCCGCCACCCUGGUUCUGGACAGCAUGGUGGCUGCUCUGCUGCGGGCCAAGAACGUGGCUGCCGUGGUGGUGGGAGCAGAUCGGGUGGCCUCCAACGGCGACACGGCGAACAAGAUCGGCACCUACCAGAUCGCCGUGGUGGCCAAGCACCAUGGUGUGCCCUUCUACGUGGCCGCCCCGCUGACCUCCAUUGACCUGGCGAUUCCCGGCGGCGACCAUAUCAUCAUCGAGGAGCGCCCCGACCGCGAGAUGACCCACGUCGGAGAGCACCGGAUCGCUGCGCCGGGCAUCAACUGCUGGAAUCCCGCCUUCGAUGUAACCCCCGCCGCCCUUAUCACCGGCAUCAUCACGGAGCGCGGCGUCUUCAAGCCGACGGAACUGAAAGAGGCUAUCUCCAAGCUGCAGUCGUAACGGGCGCGCAGGAAUUGUUGUUUACGAAUGCACUCCAUACCCAUAGUCCGAAAAACAGAAACAGAGACCGCUAAAAACGAGAGCACUCACGCGCGCUCGGAAUAGGCACUUUGCCAGCUGAGCUUUGUAUACAAACGUGUUCCCCUCCGCCACCCUCCCGCCUGUCAAGCAGAUGUGGGUCGAUCCGCAGGGAAGCACAACGCACAAUAUACCUCCUACAUAUGUAGCCCCA
Molecule: messenger RNA, 1501 nt
Organism: Drosophila biarmipes
Lineage: Eukaryota; Metazoa; Arthropoda; Insecta; Diptera; Drosophilidae
Product: methylthioribose-1-phosphate isomerase
Exons: 6
Coding region: 178-1269 (363 amino acids)
Molecular function (GO): S-methyl-5-thioribose-1-phosphate isomerase activity
Source: RefSeq, a predicted model, not a curated record